Molecule: messenger RNA, 3319 nt
Organism: Paramecium primaurelia
Lineage: Eukaryota; Ciliophora; Oligohymenophorea; Peniculida; Parameciidae
Source: the annotation of a GenBank genome assembly
AUGCACUAGAACGAUUAAAAUCAAGGUUCAUUAUUGUCAUAAUAAUUAAGCUAACAUUGAUUUCAAUUAAUAAUAUACAUUAGAAGAUGAAAAAUAUUACAAAUUACCUAAUUUGAUUGUUGGAAAUUUUAAGGGCCAAAGAACUCAUAUCAAUGUAAUAAUGAUUGUAUCCUUUUAGUAUUAGCAAGAUAUAAAAAAAUUGGAUGAUGAUUUAAAGGAUAUUGCAGAGUCAACAGUUCUUAAACUUAGAGAUUAUGCUAAAGUUUGGGAUGUCGACUCUACAAAUUAAAAAUAAAGAUAUUACUUCAACAUUCCACCAACAAGCUUCUUGCAUAAAAUUAAGGAGUUUGAAUUACCUAAAAAUUUUUAGGCUGUAAAAUUUUUGAUUUUAAUCAUUUAAGUACGAAUAUAAUGCUGUAUCCAAUUUAUCGGAAAAGCAAAUUAAAGAAAUGUAUGAAACUGGAACUUUUGAAGUUCCCUCUAAAUAAUUUCCAAUUCCAUACGUUUGGUAGAUAUCAUCAUGGGUUAUAAAAGGUAAACCAUCAUUAUUUUAUCUAAGGAAGUUAAAAUAUAAAAACUUCAAAAUAUUUAGAUCUUGCAAGAGCUUACAAAGCUUAUAGAACUUGGCUUGCCUAUAUAGCUUAAGAAAAAGAUGAAAUAGGAAGAAACAUAUCACUUAGAUCUGCAAUUUAUAAUAUCGGAAUUGUAUUUUUUUUUAUAAAUAAAAUAGAGACCAUUAGUAAUAUUUUCUAUUUUUUUUGGAUUUAAAGAGAUGUAUUCUUAUGUAGAAGAACAAAAAAUAUUGUCUUUAAUUGAAACUUAAAGGCAACUUGAAUUGAAGAAAUUACAGAAUAUCAAUAUCGAAUUAUAUAAAUAUUUAUAAUUAAAGCCUGGUGAUUAUAAAAAUGUUGAAGCUAAAUAAAAAUAUGAAGACUUAUAAUAAUGCUAAAAUUAAUUUGAAAUUGAGAGAAAUGGAAUAAAAUUGUAAAUGCAAAACCUAUACGAUAUCCAAACAGAAAAGAAAACUCUUUUAGAAACUGAAGAUGAAGAGAUUAUCGAGUAACACGAACAUUUACAAGAAUAAAUAAACUAAUUACAAAGCGAUUUUGUUAAAAAAUAUAAUCUUUUUAUUGAUAAGAAUAUUGAUAUAAAUCUAUAAAUCGAAUUAGCUGAAUAUUUAGCCCAAAAGUAGUUUUGGGAAAAAACAAAAUAUUCAAAACCUAUUGUUAAUCAAAUUAUUUCAUUAGGAGAUUGUCUACGGCUUUAUGAUUAUCAUUAUGAUAUUUAUCAAGCAAAAUAUAAUUCAGCAAUAAAAAGAUUCAAAGAAUAAAUAAAAUAAUAACAUAAAAUAAAAUCUAAUUUCCAACAGUUUGUUGAUGAAGAGACUUAAAAAUUCAAAAAGGAUGUGAAAAAACAACUCAAAUAAUAAUUUGUUUCAAAUUUUUAAGAAGAUAUGAAAUUAUUAAAUUUGCCUGAAAUAUAAGUUUAUGAAUAAUUUUAGAAAUGUAAAAAAUAGAUGAGGGACAAUUUUAAGCAAAUGAGAAUCCAACAAAAAAUGGAAAAUAAAGAGGCCUCUAUUAAACUUGUUGUGUAUAGUUUUCAUAUAAAAUUAGAUCAAAACGAUUAUUUCCUCCAUAUGAAGUUUACUAAGAAAGGAAUAGAUUUUAUUUGAGAAGAUAUAAAGAUUAUCACAUUGAUUCUUCUAAAGCCGGUUGGAAGCUUAAAUUAAUAGGGAUAAGAUAUUAUGUUUGGACAAUCAACAUUAUUUUUUGGUUAAGUGCAAAUGCUGUUUCAGGACCUAUUGGAAUUAAAGCUUUAAUAAAAAAGGAAAAAUUUAAACCAGACGUGACGAUUGAUUCCAUUACAGGUUAAGUUAUGCCUUCAAGUUUUACUGUUACUCCUUUAAUAAUAAAGUUUUUUUAAGUAUUAGAAGGGAUGAAAAACUCAAGGUGUCAUUUUGAAAAUAGCGCUGAUACUGGUUUGUUUGGAAAAAAUUUGUAUCGAGUUUUUAAUUUAAUGGAAGUCUACAUUUUUAGAUUUUUAUUAGUAGGUAUUUUAGGAGUUUUAAUCAUUUUGCCAAUUAUUAUUUUAUCUAAUGUUGUAAUUUCUACUUUAUUGGCAUUCACUGCUUGGCUUUGGAUUCCUGUGACCAUUAUUAUUCGAAUCUUAUUUAAUGUAUUAAUUUAUGAUACAGACGUGUGUCGUAGAAGAGAGAAAGACAUUAUAUGGAGAUCUCCUAAUUGGUUCCCUUUAAUCAUCAAUAUUUUUGAUUUUUUAAUUUUAGGAAUAUUGAACACCGUUUAUUGCUUAUUUAAAUUGCUAUUAUGGCAUCCCUUUUGGAUAACUUUUAUGGCCAUAUUUGCCUAAAUGAGAUUUUAUACUAGAUCUUUUUAUGAUUCUUUUACUAUUAUAAUUAUAAAAUUAUUAGGAAGAGUUCCUUCUUCAGAAAACAAUAUAGCUUGGAAAAUCUCAGGACCUGGGUUAUCUAGAUAAUAUUUUUAUGGAGUAUAUAUGAUUGUUAUUUAAGAUCAAAUUGCCUUAAGUAUUGAUUUUAGUUCAAGCAGAAUUAGAGAAAAAGAUGUUAAAUCUGUAUAAAUAAAAAUUAAUAAAUCUAAUAAACAAACCUUCAUUAGAAUUAAAGUAAAAAAUUAACCCAUUUUUCUAAUUAUUUAAUGUAAGAAAUUCUAAUAUAUCUAGGCUUAAUUUUCUUUUGAUGACCCAGCUUGCAGAUAUUUGACCAAUCAAUUAGAUAAAUAAAUAGAUGAAAGACUAAGCUUAUUUCCAAGCCUUAAACAUUAAAUUAGAUUUACUGAAGAUGAAUUAAAGUUUAUAUUAAAAUAGGUCAAAUCUUUUGUGAAAAAAUAAAUAAUCUUGAAAGACAUGAAAUCUUACAUUUGGGAUACCUACUAUGUUUAGAAAGGAGAUUAUAAUUUAUUAUGUGAAAAAAUUAUGGUUGCAAUAUUCGGUUAAGCUGUUCUUGAUCCAUUCGAAGAUAUAGAAAUGAGAUUUUAGCUUGUAAUACAAUUAUUUUAUCUUAGAAUGUUUCUUAAAACUUUGAUUUUAUUAGUAAAAUUGAUAGAGUAUUGGAUGGGGACUUAUUAUUUUAGCUUCCUUGUGAUUAUUAAAUUUAACCUAAAAAAUAAGGAGGUAACGAUAUUGUUUAAAAAAAAUUUAUUUCUUAUCAACAUGUAUUCUGUUUAUAUAUCUGUAGGUAUUAUAAGAAGUAUGGAAUUGGCAAAAUUUAAAGCAAAAUUAAAGUUCUUUAAACUCAAAAAGGAAUAGAUGCUUAAUAAAUUAUAGUAUAGAUCCAAAAGAGUGA